AUGGCUUCGACGUCGUUAACCGAGUCUGCUGCGGCAGCCGCAUCCAAAACCACCAAGGAAGCCAAAGCUGCCAUGGAAAAUCCCUCUCAAAGUGUCUCUUCAUUUUUCCAUACCCCGUUCAUGCGUGCAGCCUUGCCGUUCCUCAACGGCGGCCUCGCAGGUAUGACAGCCACCACCUGUAUUCAACCUAUCGACAUGAUCAAGGUUCGAUUGCAGCUGGCAGGCGAAGGUGUCAGAACUGGCCCUCGCCCUUCGGCUUUAGGCGUCACCAAAGAGAUUAUCGCGUCGGGCAGAGUGCUUGAUCUAUACACCGGUCUGUCCGCAGGCCUCCUCCGCCAGGCGGUUUACACCACCGCACGACUCGGCUUUUUUGAUACUUUCAUGGCAACCUUGAACAAACGUGCCGCGUCCUCAGGAACAAAAGUUACUUUUGGCGAGCGCGCUGCUGCUGGUCUGACUGCCGGUGGGGUCGCAGCAAUGAUCGGAAACCCUGCAGAUCUAGCACUCAUCCGCAUGCAGUCUGAUGGAUUGAAACCAAAAGAAGCCAGAGCCAAUUACCGGUCCGUCAUUGAUGCCCUAGCUCGGAUUUCGAAAUCCGAAGGAAUCACUGCGUUGUGGGCUGGAGCUUUCCCGACGGUCAUCCGGGCAAUGGCCCUAAAUUUUGGUCAAUUGACCUUCUUUUCCGAAAGCAAGUCCCAGCUUCAAGCCCAUACGAAUCUUUCUCCCCAGAACAGGACUUUUGCUGCGUCGGCAAUUGCCGGGUUCUUUGCCAGUUUCCUAUCUUUGCCAUUUGAUUUCAUCAAGACCCGUCUGCAGAAGCAACAGAGAGACCCCAGCACCGGAAAAUUACCGUACAAGGGCAUGGUGACGCUUAUCGUCGUCGACUAUCUCAACCUCUUGACAUCAUAA
This is a messenger RNA of Uncinocarpus reesii 1704, 909 nucleotides long. RefSeq lists its product as uncharacterized. The record is from RefSeq and is a predicted model, not a curated record. Lineage: Eukaryota; Fungi; Ascomycota; Eurotiomycetes; Onygenales; Onygenaceae. The coding region runs from base 1 to 909 and encodes 302 amino acids. Gene Ontology annotation, molecular function: oxoglutarate:malate antiporter activity. The transcript is spliced from 2 exons. Gene Ontology annotation, biological process: transmembrane transport.